UGUGAUGGAAUUUUUAAAAUUCAAUCGCGUCCGACUUUCCCGAAGCUUCUUUCUAAAUCCUCUCUACAUAUAUUCCCCACUCAUAUAUGGGGAAACGUGAAAUUCAUUUUACUCCGGUGGGUCGUCAGGUGCAGAGAGUUCUGGAAUAUCCAUUGCGCUUGGAGAAUCGUUCGCCGAUGUCUUACUCAAGAAGGUCAAGAUACUCUCCUUCACUAUCUCCUUAUGACAAGCGUCGUGGAAGGUCUGUGUCAAGGUCAUUGUCUAGAAGCCCGACGAGGAGUGUCUCAAGCGAUGCUGAGAAUCCUGGUAACAGUUUAUAUGUAACUGGAUUGUCUCACCGGGUUACUGAAAGAGAUCUGGAGGAUCAUUUCGCUAAAGAAGGAAAGGUAACUGAUGUUCACCUUGUCCUGGACCCAUGGACUAGAGAAUCUCGCGGAUUUGGUUUUAUCUCUAUGAAAAGUGUUGGUGAUGCUAACCGUUGCAUCAGAUCUCUAGAUCACUCUGUUCUGCAGGGCCGCGUCAUCACUGUUGAGAAGGUAAAAAGACUAAUCACUAGUGAUUCCUUCUAUAGAACCAUAAAGAAUAUGAUCUGGCCGAAGCUGAUAUUGAUAUAUGCAAUUACUAGGCACUUUGAUAUUGAUUUUUUCUUCUCUUUUAAAAUAUUUAAGUUGUUUGCUUGUUUCCACUUUCAAGUUUCUGUGGCAGCAGGUCUGCUGUUUGUAGCAGCAGUGCUUCACCAAAUAGCAAACGUUGCAACAGUUCAAACACAUCAAGUUUCAGACAUUUAGGGUUGUAUGCCCUGCAUUUCUCUCUUUCUUGAACAAUUUAAUAUUCCGUCCUUUAGUAGCUUCAAUAUAGGAAUGUUGUUUUUGUCGUGUUUCCUGUUUCAUUGAUGAAUGUCUGACAGAUCUGUGAUAUCUCUGGUUUUCUGUUCAGGCAAGACGUCGUAGAGGACGUACUCCAACUCCAGGAAAGUACUUGGGGCUGAGAACUGCUCGAGGACGACAUAAGUCUCCUAGCUACUCUCCCCGCAGGUCUGUUAGCUGCUCUCGUAGUCGUAGUCGAAGCUACUCAUCUGAUCGGGGCAGAUCUUAUUCUCCAAGCUAUGGGAGAAGAGGAAGGUCAUCCUCGUACUCACCCUUCUAUCGACGACGCAGAUUCUACUCUCCUUCGAGAUCUCCUUCACCUGAUGAUCGUUACAACAGGAGACGCGACAGAUCAUACUCACCUUACUACAGGCGGAGGGACCGGUCCAGAUCCUACUCACGUAACUGUAGAGCACGGGACAGAUCACCUUACUACAUGCGGAGGUACAGGUCCAGAUCCAGGUCAUACUCGCCUCGCUACAGAGCACGUGACCGAUCAUGCUCACCCUACUACAGGGGAAGAGACCGGUCUUAUUCACCCCACUACCAAGGGAGAGACAGAUCCUACUCACCUGAAAGUCGUUACUACAGAAGGCACAGGUCGGUAUCGGGAAGCGUAAGCCCUGGAGGGAGAAGCAUGUCACGUAGCAUAUCCCCAAGGAAGGGAAGGAAAGAGAGCAGAAGCAAGUCUCGGAGGCACGACAGGCAAUCUUCAAUGUGUCAUUCGAGGAGCGCAAGAUCAAGCACCUCCAGAUCCGUCAGCCCAUAACAGUCUCUACUUACUUGAAGUUGACAUCAAUCACUCACGUCUGUUGUUGUAUUAAGCAUUUUGGGACUUGUCUAUUCCUUGUAUUUGGAAUUGAUGACAGUACGUAUGUUAUGUUGGUUUGGUGUUAGGAUACUUUAUUACUUCUGUGGAAAUGUUGCUUUGGCGACGAGUCGUGAGAGAAAUGGAAUCUCUUCUUUGUUACAAAAAAUCUAUUUUCAUGUCUUUCUACUCCAACAAAUUUCUGUUGUUGUAUAAUUGUUCCACUUACUUUUCCAACUUUUUUUCAUAAUCAAUAGACGAUUUUCAGAAAUAUCAACUUUUAGGGAUGGACUCAUUAC
This is a messenger RNA of Arabidopsis thaliana (thale cress), 1973 nucleotides long. RefSeq names its product RNA-binding (RRM/RBD/RNP motifs) family protein (gene SR45a). Gene Ontology annotation, molecular function: nucleic acid binding; RNA binding. The record is from RefSeq and is marked reviewed. Gene Ontology annotation, cellular component: nuclear speck. Lineage: Eukaryota; Viridiplantae; Streptophyta; Magnoliopsida; Brassicales; Brassicaceae. The transcript has 6 exons. Bases 87 to 788 code for a protein of 233 amino acids.